AUGGAUUCAUGGGAUCAGUUCGCAGACAACCUUGCAACUGACUUGGCACCUUUUAUAUCCCUAUUCGGUGAACGUCUGACCAAGCAAUUUCUUUCCGAGUCUGUGAGCCUCCUAGACAACUUCAUAUUCUCCCUCGCCCCGCUGGGAAUCCUGACGGCUCUGGUAUCCGUCAUUCGGGUGUGUGGCAGCUCAUCCCUUCGCGCAUUUGUUGGCCGAGCUCAAGAAGGGCCUGGCGAAGCAGAAAAUGAGCUGCUGUCCUGUGUCUCCGAGACCACCGGCGAGCUGUUCAAUGAUACCGGGAUCUCUCGCAUUUUCGGUCGGCCGCGCAUCCUGGAGGUAGUAGUUUGGGAGGAGCAUGACCCCCAGGACAACCAGAGUCGCUGGAAGAUUGGGACUCUGCGAGAUGCGCUUCAACAUGGCGCGUGGGUCCCGGGCAGUGGGAGUUGGAUCCUUGACGAGAAGGGCUAUCUACCGGAGCUUGACAUUCCGAAUUUGUCCUUGAACAAGGGCAUUAAAAGGAGAAGCCAGCUGUGGUUCUACACUGCUGCAGCACUUGGGCUGGUCUUGCAAGUCGGGGUGAUCAUGUAUGGAGCAGUUACUGUUUUCAUUUGCCCAAGUCUUUUCCAAAAGAACGGACGGCCAGUGGAGAGCUACGCUUUCCCACUUUUUAUUUUCGGGACAUUGAUGCUUUGCACAGGCAUGUUCUUCUGUGCAUUCAUCAUCGAACGCUCCUCGAGCGAGUGCUAUCUCCACGCCGAUAGGCCCAUGGUGGGGUUCGUAGCCCAGUUUGUAGGGUUGCGAGGACUCCAUGCCACAGUUAUACUCGCUCAACUUGGAGCAACACUCCUGAUGGCCAUUAUUCGAACAUGCCUUAGAACCAAGCGGAUCGGCCCAGAACAGAACCGAUUCGGUGGGCACGAACGACAGCUUGUUUCAUACAAGAGCCAGGAAUUGGAUUUUUUCGCCUUUCAUCUCGAAAACGCCGAGUCGUUCAGUCUGGUUUCGACUCUAGCGAGGACGCCAUCUUCCUCGUCUCAAAGCAGCUUGCGGUCAUCAAAUGCGACGACAGAAGCCUCGGUUCAGCCAGUAGGCAACGCCACCCGACUCAUAAAGACGAGAACCCGGCUUGCAGAACUCACAUCGGCCAAUGACAGAUGUUCAAGCGCGGCCUGGGAUGACCUUCCCAUUCGGCAAAUAGCGCGAAGCCUUGCAGACGCGAUUGAACAGACCAUGGAUCUUUUGUCAGCCUGGAAAAGUGUCAGAGACGACCAUUUUGCCUUUGAUCUUUCGUUGUUAUGUCAAUCCCAGCACAAAUCUAUUGCUCCGAUAAUGGAAACAUAUACUAUCGCUCUCGAACGCGCUGAUGAUACGCUGCAAUGGCGCGUAAACGAUAAUGAGCUCGAAGCGAUCGUCGGACUAUGGACAUGGUCAUUGUUGAAAUCUGAUCCGAAAUGGCUCCAGGAAGGACUUGGUCGUAUGGUGGGGUUGACCGAGUUUGAGGCACGAGCUCCAGACACGGAUCUAUAUUUUCACAAAUGGAUCUUCCGUCAGACGGAGGCCAGGAUGGUUUCCUCUCGGAUGGUCUCCUUUCCCCAGCAGUUGUUUGGCUAUUAUUCCGACGAAUAUCCCGACGAUAAGGAGAUUCUUGUUGUGAGAACCAAAAAUAAACUCGAAAAGAUGGUCGCCCAGGAUAUAUACAUCCACUUUCUUCGGAGUGCUUUGGAGGGUCUGGCAGAGCUCGGAGGCGAGAUCAACAUGCUGCCUGGUUCUCAGAACAGAUUGGUGGCCCACAACAGCCGGAUAGAUGACAUUGUGGAAUGCUUUGAGUCCAGCGGCCUAGGAUCGAGAGAAGACGCACUACUGUGUGUUGUUCCGAGCUUGCGGAAUCGAGGACUCCUACCAGAGCUUGCUGCCGACUCGCACCCUAUCAGGUUACGUUUGGAAGAGCUUAGCGGUAGCAAGAAGUGGUCCGAGGCUCUAUCGAUUACUUAUUGGUUCUGUGAACGCAGUGCAGGAGAUGAAUUUGAGUAUUCUGCAUACGAGCUAGGAUAUUUAUGCCACCUUGCAAUGAUCGAUCAAGAUGCGAGCACGCAGGCCGAAGGAAUGAAAUUCGUGAAGCUGGCGAUGCAGGGCAACCCAAGAACGCUUUUCUUCAGGAACAUGAAGAACCAGCGUCCUCUGAAUUGGAUGGACACGCCCGAGCAAGCGGGGUUCUGGGCCAGAUUUACGCAACAACUGGGAUGGAUGGUGUGGCAUAUCUCCGAGCGAAAUGGCCAAAAGCAAGUCAUCCGAACGGCUCUGAACCACCAUGGGAUCAACGAGGAAUCUUUACCACUUUCGGGAGACAACGGGAAUGAUGUACAGGAACAAAAGGGCAAGGAAACUGCUGUACGAUGGUUGACAAACAGGGACGAGAACCAAUCACUGUCGACGGAUGAUCAGCUGGCUCUAAGUUGGGCUUGUCGGAAUGGCCAUCAUGCAAUUCUCAACUGGCUCGUUGCCAAAUGGGUCAAUAUUGACAAACUAUGCCAUGGAGCUUACAUAUUCAACUUCAUCAUAUGGGCUGCAGAAGAAGAAUACGAUGUGGCACUUGCAUCUCUCCGUCGGAGAGGAAUUGACCUCGACAUGCAAGGACCAGUGAGCGUGAACUGCAUGACUGCAAUGAUUUUCAGUAUUGCUCUGCAUUCAGACUACAAAGUGGCUCGUGUAUUACUUGCUAACGGGGCACAUGUCGACGCGCCAGACAAGACUGGUAGAACACCGCUAAUGGCUGCCAGUGACGUAGGGCUCUCCGAGGCAGUUCUGCUGUUUCUGGAGAACAACGCCAACGUCAACGCACAAGAUGCUCAGGGAGCCAGUCCAUUGGUAUAUGCUAUCCUUGAGGGACAGUUUAACAUCGCCGAGAUUCUCUUGAAGAACGGAGCGGAUAUCAACUCCCGGGGCAUCACCGGGACCACCCCUUUGAUGGUCGCUGCUGAUGAGAAGGAGGUCGAGUUACUCAGACUUCUACUUUCCCGGGGAGCUGAUGUAAAUGCACAAGAUGACGAUGGGCAGACAGCAUUGAUGAUCACAGCUCAGAAUCAUUGCAGGGAUGGGAUGGUGGCCCUCUUGAAUCACGGAGCCGAUGUGCAUCGACAAACCACGCAGAGAGAGACUGCGCUAGACUGCGCGCAGAAUGCGUGCAACUGGGAGGGUGUUCAAUUGUUGAAGUCGGUGAUUGAAGGACAGGGCGCUUCCUGGCAGUGGGACUUCUCAUAG
This is a messenger RNA of Aspergillus terreus NIH2624, 3258 nucleotides long. RefSeq names its product ankyrin repeat domain-containing protein. The transcript has 4 exons. The record is from RefSeq and is a predicted model, not a curated record. Gene Ontology annotation, molecular function: protein binding. The coding region runs from base 1 to 3258 and encodes 1085 amino acids. NCBI's taxonomy places the organism in Eukaryota, Fungi, Ascomycota, Eurotiomycetes, Eurotiales, Aspergillaceae.